Molecule: messenger RNA, 741 nt
Organism: Rhopalosiphum maidis (corn leaf aphid)
Lineage: Eukaryota; Metazoa; Arthropoda; Insecta; Hemiptera; Aphididae
Exons: 4
Coding region: 133-741 (202 amino acids)
Source: RefSeq, a predicted model, not a curated record
AUAAAUAGCUACAAAGUAAAAAUUGUUACCGGCUUACCGAACUCAGUUCUAUAAUUCAAGAAAUAUUUAAAACAAUAGAACAACACUAUCGUUAUAGAGAAUAAGUGCAGUGUGAUUGAUUGUAAAAACUUAAUGGAUGAAAAUGAUGUUGCAAAAUUAUACAGAUCUCCUCCAAAAAAUUCAGAAACACUGCCUUUGUGGAAAACAACUACUAGUCAAACAAUAGAAUGGAGACCUAAUCAACACAGUGGGUUAUGUGUCAACUCUUUUGAAAAAACUAAAUUCAUAGUUAGCAACAGGAAAAGGGCUUUAAAAUCAACAAAAAACCCAAAGGAUGAAUAUUGUACAGAUUUUAUGGAAUAUAACAAAAAGAAGUCACUAAAUACAUGUAGUGAUGGAGGGCAAAAGGAAAAACUUAUAAAAAACCAACCAUUGAACAUUGAAUACCAAUUAUUGGCGGUUUCAUAUUUUAAAAAAAUUAAAGCUUUAAAAAUGAAAAAACGAAGAUACACUAAACAAAUUAAUUUAUUAUACUCCGAGUUGUUGAAAAAAAAAAACCUUCUCAUCGAUGAAGAAAGUCAUAUAAACUCUUUGGACAAUGAUCCAAAAUUAUUUUCCAUUUUCGUAGAUACUGAAAUGAAAAAAUUAAAGCAAAAUAAAAAAGUUUAUUUAACUACAAAAUUCAAGAUCAAAAAAAUACUAACCAAAGGACUGCUUAAGGCCUUAAAAUCCGAAAUUUAG